GAUGCAAAUCAGUGUUUGGUCCUACUCGCUCUCCGUCGUAAUGGCAGCUCUGUAUCAGGGUACGGACGCCUCCUCUCCGGACAAAUUUCUGGCCUUGAAAGACGUGAGAGAAGUGAAAGAGGAAACGACGCUGGACGAGAAGCUCUUCCUGCUGGCAUGCGAUAAAGGUGAUUACUACAUGGUGAAGAAGCUGCUGGAGGAAAACCGUCACGGCGAGCUCAACGUCAACAGCGUGGACGUGCUGGGCCGAGAUGCUGUGACCAUCGCCAUCGAGAAUGAGAACCUGGACAUCCUGCAGCUUCUGCUCGAGUAUGGUUGCCAGGCGACAGAUGCCUUGCUGGUGGCCAUAGACUCAGAAGUGGUGGGAGCUGUGGACAUCCUCCUCAACCACAGGCCGAGGCGAUCGUCAAAGCCUUCCAUAGCUUCUUUCAGAGGUUUGUGCCAUCUUUCUCAGAAACUGAUGCAGCGCAUUCAGAACCCCGAGUAUUCCACCACCAUGGACGUAGCUCCGGUCAUCCUGGCAGCUCACAGGAACAACUACGAGAUCCUCACAAUGCUGCUGAAGCAGGACAUAUCUCUUCCCCGGCCUCACGCUGUCGGCUGCGAGUGCAUGCUGUGCAAUGCUAAAAACAAGAAGGACAGCUUAAGACACUCCAGGUUCCGCCUUGACAUCUACCGCUGCCUGGCGAGUCCUUCUCUCAUCAUGCUGACCGAGGAGGAUCCUAUUCUUAGAGCAUUCGAGCUCAGCGCAGACCUCAAGGAGCUCAGCCUCGUAGAGGUGGAGUUCAGGAAUGACUACGAGGAGCUGGCGAAGCAGUGCAAGAUGUUUGCCAAGGAUCUGCUGGCUCAGGCUCGAAACUCUCGGGAGCUCGAAGUGAUUCUUAAUCACACCUCCAGCGAGGAUCAUGUUGACAAGAGAGGCUUGCUGGAGGAGCGCAUGAACCUGAGCCGACUUAAACUUGCCAUCAAGUACAACCAAAAAGAGUUUGUGGCUCAGUCCAACUGUCAGCAGUUCCUCAACACCGUCUGGUUUGGAGAGAUGGCCAGCUAUCGUCGCAAACACACCUGUCUAAAGAUGGGCACGGUGUUGUCCGUGGCCUUACUCUGGCCGCUGCUUUCCGUCUGCUACCUUCUCGUGCCACGUUCCCGAGUCGGUCAGAUAAUACACACGCCUUUCGUCAAGUUCAUCAUCCACAGCGCCUCCUACUUCACUUUCCUGCUGCUGCUCAACCUUUACUCUCUGGUCUACAACGAGGACAAGAAGAACAACAUGGGCCCUGAGCUUGAGAUGAUCGAUUAUCUCCUAAUCCUCUGGAUCUUAGGGAUGGUGUGGUCAGAUGUGAAGCGUCUAUGGUACCAAGGGCUGGAAGACUUCCUGGAAGAGUCGAGGAACCAGCUAAGCUUUGUGAUGAAUUCACUCUACCUGGCCACCUUCGCUCUUAAGAUAGUGGCUCAUAGCAAGUUCAAAAACAAGGAGAUAGACAGGAAGAACUGGGACGCCUUCCAUCCCAUCCUGGUGGCUGAGGGCCUCUUUGCCUUUGCCAAUGUCCUGAGUUACCUGCGGCUCUUUUUCAUGUACACCACCAGCUCCAUUUUAGGACCACUACAGAUCUCCAUGGGUCAGAUGCUGCAGGAGUUUGGAAAGUUUCUGGGCCUCUUCCUGCUUGUGUUAUUCUCCUUCACCAUUGGGCUCACCCAGCUCUAUGGAAAAGACCACAAAAACCCCGGCAAGAAAACACCCAAGGACUGCGAGGGGAUCUUCUGCCAGCAACAGAGCAAUGAUGCAUUUCACACGUUUAUGGGAACCUGCUACGCUCUGUUCUGGUACAUUUUCUCCCUGGCCCACGUUGCACUCUUCGUCACCCGAAUCAGCUACACACAGGAGCUACGCUCUUUUGUCGGUGCCAUGAUCAUCGGCACAUACAACAUAGUGGUAGUUAUUGUGCUGACCAAGCUGCUGGUGGCCAUGCUCCACAAAAGCUUCAGACAAAUUGCUAAUCAUGAGGAUAAGGAGUGGAAGUUUGCUCGAGCCAAACUCUGGCUCAGCUACUUUGAUGACAAGUGUACUCUGCCUCCACCUUUUAAUAUCCUCCCUUCACCUAAAACCGUCUGCUACUUGGUGACCAGCCUGAGGAAGUGGAUCUGUUCGCAUACAACAAAGGGCAAGGUGAAGAGGCAAAACAGCCUUAAGGAGUGGAGGAACCUGAAGCAGAAGCGAGAUGAGAACUACCAGAAGAUCAUGUGUUGUUUGGUUCACCGCUACCUGACCUCCACGCGGCAGAAGAUGCAGAGCACGGACCAGGCCACGGUGGAAAAUCUGAACGACCUGCGCCAAGAUCUAUCCAAGUUUCGCAACGAGAUGCGGGACCUGCUGGGCUUCCGAACAUCCAAAUAUGCCAUGUUCUACCCAAGGAGCUAAGAAAAUGAAAACUUCCCUUUCUGCUCUCUCUGAAACUUGUUGCUUCGUGUUUAUCUGGGGCAGUGUGGCACAAGCAUGUGCAAACCCUCUCUUCUAUUAAGUCACAGGAGUAAUUUUCAAACCUGGAACUUUGUUAGAGAAACAUGCAUUUACCACCAAAGCCUCCAGACUCAGGCCUACCAUCUGUUAA
Molecule: messenger RNA, 2609 nt
Organism: Nematolebias whitei (Rio pearlfish)
Lineage: Eukaryota; Metazoa; Chordata; Actinopteri; Cyprinodontiformes; Rivulidae
Gene: trpc1
Product: transient receptor potential cation channel, subfamily C, member 1
Exons: 13
Coding region: 2-2419 (805 amino acids)
Biological process (GO): regulation of cytosolic calcium ion concentration; calcium ion transmembrane transport; manganese ion transport
Cellular component (GO): cation channel complex; membrane
Molecular function (GO): protein binding; store-operated calcium channel activity; inositol 1,4,5 trisphosphate binding
Source: RefSeq, a predicted model, not a curated record